Botrytis sinoallii is the source of this 1284-nucleotide messenger RNA. RefSeq lists its product as uncharacterized. The record is from RefSeq and is a predicted model, not a curated record. Lineage: Eukaryota; Fungi; Ascomycota; Leotiomycetes; Helotiales; Sclerotiniaceae. The transcript has 5 exons. Gene Ontology annotation, molecular function: O-methyltransferase activity. The coding region runs from base 1 to 1284 and encodes 427 amino acids.
AUGAGCAAACAAAAUAGUAGCCGAAUGGCGGAAUUGGCAGCAACGAUUUCAAAGAACACUGAAAUUUUUGAGCAUUAUCUACAACUCCAUAACAUCCCACCUCUGUCAUUCGACAAGGAGGCACCCCUUGAUCUAAACCUCCCAACGCAGAUUCUUCAGGCCCAGGAAGAGAUAUUCGAGGCCAGUGUCGAACUUCAAGCACUUGCAAAAGGCCCCUUUGCAAAUAUCCGUAACCAAACAAUGCCGCAUUGCAAUUUGAUUUCUCUACAGGCCAUCAUUCGUUUUGGUAUUGCCACAAGCUUCCCUAUCGAGGCCAAUGUCUCCUACAAGCAAAUAUCAGAAACUUGUGGUUUGAACGAAGGAGAACUUCGACGGCUCUUGAGGCAUGCUAUGACCAACUACAUAUUCCAUGAGACUGAUGAAGGAUUGGUAGCCCACACUGCGGCUUCAAGGGUAAUAGCGGAAAACCAAGCUUUCAGAGAUUUCAUUGGAAUGGUGUGCGAUGAAAUGUGGCCGGCUGCAUCUCGUACUGUCGACGCGAUAGUCAAAUGGCCGGGCUCCCAAGAGCCUGCUCAUACGGGCUUUGCGAUCGCCAACAACAUCGAAGAGACGCUGUUUUCGGAAUUAGGCAAAGACCCUUUUCGAGCCAAGAGAUUUAGUAACGCUAUGGCCAUGGUGAAUAGUGAAGUCGGGUUUGAAUCAUCUCACAUAGUUGAUGCGUUCACGUGGUGGGAUUCCAUCAGAACUUUCGUCGAUGUUGGCGGUUCUUUUGGAGAAGUCGGUAUCGCUCUUGCAAAUAGCUUCCCGAGCCUUCAUUGUACCAUUCAGGAUCUUCCAGUCAUCGUGGAUCAAGCGUCCACUUCCGUGCCCCAAGAGAUAUCUAACAGAGUGACUUUCAUGGCCCACGACUUCUUUACUGAGCAGCCUGUUAUGGGAGCCGAUGUCUAUCUGUUCCGCUGCGUUUUUCAUAACCACUCCGAUAAGUACUGUAUCAAGAUCCUCCAACGCUUGAUCCCAGCACUGAAGCCCGGCGCUCGAAUUGUCAUCGCAGAAUUUAUCGUACCACCACCUGGCUCUGUCUCAAAAUAUAAAGAGUGGUUGAUCCGAUCUAUGGACCUUGCGAUGGCUGAACUUCUGAAUGCAAAAGAAAGAGAUCUUGACGAAUGGAAAAUAUUGUUUAAGAACGCUGAUGGGAAGUUUGAUUUGAUCGGAAUGAAACAGCCGAAAGGCUCAAAGCUAUAUUUUAUUGAAGCAAGGUGGAACUAUCUAAGCUCAAAAUUUUGA